AUGGUGGAUAGAGGCAUCAUACAGAAUGGCUCAAGCCCUUUUGCUUCACCAGUAGUGUUGGUGGGAAAGAAGGAUGGAACAUGGAGAUUGUGUGUUGACUAUAGGGAAUUAAAUAAUAGAACUAUUAAGAACAAAUUUCCUAUACAAGUAAUUGAUGAACUCAUUGAUGAGUUAGCUGGUGUUGCUGUUUUCCGUAAACUGGACCUUAGGGCUGGGUAUCAUCAAAUGAGAGUCAAUGCAAAUGAUGUAUUCAAAACAGCAUUUAAGACUCAUAUAGGGCAUUAUGAGUUCUUAAUUAUGCCUUUUGGCCUAACUAAUGCUCCUGCCUCAUUUCAAGGGUGGAUGAACCAUGUGUUCAGGCCACUACUCAGAAAAUGUGUAUUGGUGUUUUUUGAUGACAUUUUGGUGUAUAGCAGGUCAUUGCAGGAACAUUGGAAGCAUUUAGCUGAAGUAUUUGAGCUAAUGAAGGAGCAUAUGGAGACUGAUCCUAAGAAGGUGUCAGCAGUGAGCAGUUGGCUAAUUCCAGCUAAUGUCAAGGAAUUGAAAAGUUUCUUAGGCUUAACUGGGUAUUAUAGGAAGUUUUUCAAGAGCUAUGCCAUUAUUUGCAAACCAUUGACAGAAAAACUCAAGAAAAAUGGUUUUGCUUGGAGUAAUCAAGCUCAGAAAGCUUUUGAAGACCUUAAGUCAGCUCUGGUUUCCGCACCUGUCUUAGCUAUUCCCAACUUUGAGAAACAGUUCAUCCUUGAAACUGAUGCUUCAAAGACUAGGAUAGGAGCAGUAUUGAUGCAGGAAGGGAACCCUUUAGCCUAUAUCAAUAGAUCCUUGGGUCCUAAAUGGCAGAAGUUGUCAGUAUAUGACAAGGAGUUAUUAGCCAUAGUGUUUGCUAUACAAAAAUGGGAACAAUACCUUGUGGGAGCUCAUUUCAUAAUCAAGACUGACCAAAAGAGUUUGAAAUGGUUGUUACAACAGAAAAUUUCAACCCCUUUUCAACAAUUUUGGCUGUCAAAAUCGAUGGUAUUUGACUAUGAAAUUCAGUAUAAGUGUGGGAAGGAAAAUGUGGCUACAGAUGCUUUUUCUAGAGUGCAAGUGGUGCGAGGGUGUUAUUGGUGCAAGGUUGUGUGGGGUCGUGGGUGCGAGGAUGUGGGUGUGGUUUAUGGUGCGAGUCUGCGUGGCUGGGUUCGUGGUACAAGCCUACUAGGAACUGUGUGGUGGUGCUGUGAUGCAGUGGGUGAUGUGGUGUAUGGUGGUUGGCUGUGCAGUGGUGGUGUAUGGCGUGUGGUGGUUGGUGUAGUGGUGGUGUAUGGCGUGUGGUGGUUGGUGCAGUGGUGGUGUAUGGCGUGGGGUGGUUGGUGCAGUGGUGGUGUAUGGCGUGGGGUGGCUGGUGCAGUGGUGGUGUAUUGGCGUGUGGUGGCUGGUGCAGUGGUGGUGUUGCUGGAAAGUGGCCAUGGUGGAAGAGAACUAACUUUGAAAAAGAUCAAGUUGUUCUAUUGGAGAGGGAUUACUAAGGAUGUCAGUGCAUUUGUCAGAAAGUGUGUUGUUUGCCAAGCAUCCAAAUAUGACACAUCUGCCUAUCCUGGUCACCUUCAACCAUUACCUAUUCUAGAAGAGGUAUGGUUGGAUAUUUCAAUGGACUUCAUUACUGGUCUUCCUAAGUCUGCAGGAAAAGAGGUCGUUAUUGUGGUAAUGGACAUAUUCAGUAAAUAUGUACACUUUAUGGCUCUAUCACAUCCAUUUACAACUAUUCAAGUUCCUCAAUGUUACUUGGAUAAUGUAUUCAAGUUACAUGGGUGGCCUAGGUCAAUUCUUACCUCUUAUGAGGUAGUAUACAGCCAAACUCCACCCUUACAUUUACCAUAUUUGGCUGGAGAAGCAAAGAAUGAUGAGAUUGAUAGGAGCUUACAAAGAAGAGAAAGGAUGAUUUCUGAACUCAAGUUUCACCUAGAAAAGGCACAGCAAAGAACGAAGACUCAAGCUGAUAAGCAUAGAUUUGAAAGAGUGUUUCAGGUUGGAGAUUGGGUAUGUAAGCUGCAAGCUUAUAGACAACAUACUGUGCAAAAACGAAGUAACCAUAAGCUUUUUCACCAGUAUUAUGGGCCAUUUCAGAUUGCAUCAGUAGUUGGGAAGGUUGCAUAUAAGCUGAAACUUCCUAGUAAAGCUAAGAUUCAUGACACCUUUCAUGUAUCUCAGCUCAAGGUGUUUAGAGGGUAG
Chenopodium quinoa (quinoa) is the source of this 2208-nucleotide messenger RNA. RefSeq lists its product as uncharacterized. Bases 1 to 2208 code for a protein of 735 amino acids. Lineage: Eukaryota; Viridiplantae; Streptophyta; Magnoliopsida; Caryophyllales; Amaranthaceae. The record is from RefSeq and is a predicted model, not a curated record. Gene Ontology annotation, molecular function: nucleic acid binding. The transcript has 5 exons.